Molecule: messenger RNA, 4957 nt
Organism: Nomascus leucogenys (northern white-cheeked gibbon)
Lineage: Eukaryota; Metazoa; Chordata; Mammalia; Primates; Hylobatidae
Product: GC-rich promoter binding protein 1 like 1
Biological process (GO): positive regulation of DNA-templated transcription; DNA-templated transcription
Cellular component (GO): nucleus
Molecular function (GO): RNA binding; DNA binding
Source: RefSeq, a predicted model, not a curated record
AAGGCGGGGUCGGACGGGGGAAGGGAGGGCCGUGCUGCUCGUCGCUCCUCCUCCACCCGCUCUGCCCGUCCUGGACCUUGUGGGCCGGGCAGCCAUUUUGGGAAGAGCUUUGUUAUGUUUGUGGACUAGCCGCCUCUGCCGGGUCGACAAGCUGGGGACGCGUCCUCAGACGCAGCGUCUAGUCCCUGGCCAUAGCUCCGCCGCUGCCCGAGUGAUAGAUUCGUGUGGCCUUUCAAAUGAUUGUGAAGUGGUGGAAAUGGAUCCAAAAUAAUAAGUGACUUCUCUACCAAAGCAUAGAAGAUUCUUCAUAUCUCCUUCCAGUGGCUCAAUUGAGAUUUUGGGAAGGAGCAGAACAAGUGAAACACAGAAAACUGAAGAGAAGAAAUCCUCAUUUUGGAACUAUAUUUCUCCUUGACUAUUUCUUAAUACCCAUCCUACCCAUCUUUCUAAUGUUUUAACUUUGCUCUGAAUUUAUAAAUAGUAAAGCCCAAAGACAUAGAAUAUUAGGAGCUUUAUACCAAGAAAUUUGCCUUGAAAGCUGCUGUUCAUGGAGGGAAAAGUGUAGCAAAUUCCUGUCCAAUAUAUUUUUAUUUUUUAUUUUUAUUUUUUAACAGAGACAAGACUUAUGUCCCUAGAUUUUGAAGGUUAGGGCAAAUAUAAAUACAUAUCUACACACUAUUUUUUAGCAGUUGCGUAAGAAUAAUGAGAUCUGUAUUUUAAGGACUUUGUCAUGUGGAUGUUUUGGAGUUGACUGCUCAGAUCUUUUAUAGGGCUUUAAUAUUUUUGAUCUAUCACCUUGAUGACAUUUGUCCACAUUUCAGCCCAUCUGUCUUUCUAGCUAUGACCUUGUUAUGAACAGUAUUUGCACUCGGUGCAAAUAUCCAUGUCUUACCUAAUUAAGCAACAUCAUAGUGCCAUAACUCAAGGAAGUUGAAUGAGGUGAACAUAGAUACAGCUCUUUCCCCUUCCCCCCUUUUUUAAAUGUAACAAAUACUUUUUAUGUUCCCCUUCCCCCCUUCCCCUUUUCCCCUUUCCCCUUUUGGAAACGUGUCAGGAACCAAAUAGUUUAAGAUGAGCAGUUGAGGGGACUGAGAGAGUGAUCCACACAGAACCUGGCUUCUUUGUGCUUCAUCAUAAGUCGUGCUGCUGGCCAGGUUACUUAAGCACCCUUUUAACAAGAAAACCUCGUGGGAGAUCCAGCUGGCCAACUCGAGUUCAGAAACAGGACCGCAGAGGUUACACUCUGGGAUCCUGGCCAUGAGGUUGGAUGCCUCACCUUGCUGAAAGGAGACACCGGACCUAAAUGGCGCAGCAUGAUUUUGUUCCUGCUUGGCUAAAUUUCUCAACACCACAGUCAGCUAAGUCACCUACUGCCACCUUCGAAAAACACGGAGAGCACCUACCCAGAGGAGAAGGUAGAUUUGGAGUAAGCCGCCGUCGACAUAAUUCCUCUGAUGGUUUUUUUAACAAUGGUCCCCUACGAACUGCAGGAGAUUCUUGGCACCAGCCCUCCCUGUUCCGCCAUGAUUCUGUGGACUCUGGUGUCUCUAAGGGAGCACAUGCUGGAAUCACAGGGAACUCAUCUGGUUGGCAUAGCUCUUCCCGAGGUCAUGAUGGCAUGAGCCAACGUAGCGGAGGUGGCACAGGGAACCAUCGCCACUGGAAUGGCAGCUUCCACUCCCGGAAAGGGUGUGCUUUUCAGGAAAAGCCACCUAUGGAGAUUAGGGAAGAAAAGAAAGAAGACAAGGUGGAAAAGUUGCAGUUUGAAGAGGAGGACUUUCCUUCCUUGAAUCCAGAAGCUGGCAAACAGCGUCAGCCAUGCAGACCUAUUGGGACACCUUCUGGAGUAUGGGAAAACCCGCCUAGUGCCAAGCAACCCUCCAAGAUGCUAGUUAUCAAAAAAGUUUCCAAAGAGGAUCCUGCUGCUGCCUUCUCUGCUGCAUUCACCUCACCAGGAUCUCACCAUGCAAAUGGGAACAAAUUGUCAUCUGUGGUUCCAAGCGUCUAUAAGAACCUGGUUCCUAAGCCUGUACCACCUCCUUCCAAGCCUAAUGCAUGGAAAGCUAACAGGAUGGAGCAUAAGUCAGGAUCCCUUUCCUCUAGCCGGGAGUCUGCUUUUACCAGUCCAAUCUCUGUUACCAAACCAGUGGUACUGGCUAGUGGUGCAGCUCUGAGUUCUCCCAAAGAGAGUCCCUCCAGCACCACCCCUCCAAUUGAGAUCAGCUCCUCUCGUCUGACCAAGUUGACCCGCCGAACCACCGACAGGAAGAGUGAGUUCCUGAAAACUCUGAAGGAUGACCGGAAUGGAGACUUCUCAGAGAACAGAGACUGUGACAAGCUGGAAGAUUUGGAGGACAACAGCACACCUGAACCAAAGGAAAAUGGGGAGGAAGGCUGUCAUCAAAAUGGUCUUGCCCUCCCUGCAGUGGAAGAAGGGGAGGUUCUCUCACACUCUCUAGAAGCAGAGCACAGGUUAUUGAAAGCUAUGGGUUGGCAAGAAUAUCCUGAAAACGAUGAGAAUUGCCUUCCCCUCACAGAGGAUGAGCUCAAAGAGUUCCACAUGAAGACAGAGCAGCUGAGAAGAAAUGGCUUUGGAAAGAAUGGCUUCUUGCAGAGCCGCAGUUCCAGCCUGUUCUUCCCUUGGAGAAGCACUUGCAAAGCAGAGUUUGAGGACUCAGACACUGAAACCAGUAGCAGUGAAACAUCAGAUGACGAUGCCUGGAAGUCUUGGCUGGUUUCAGGAAACAGGUCCCAUCCUAUGGACUCCCACUCUGGGGAGCCAGCACUCCUGCCCUGUGGGACCUGUGACAUGGUUUUCCGCUCGUCAGCUCUGUUAGCCACCCACACUCAGCGCUUCUGCAUUGGCCACCCGACCCAAGAGAUGACAUUUGGAGCACAGGCGUCAGUUGCCACUGAACCCCAGCGGGCCGCGGUUGUGCCACAAGAACUCCAGGGCGUGCCACAAGAACCCCAGGGCCUCCCAGACCAGCAGGCCAGUAAAUCUGCUCUAAAGAGGUUAACAGAGGAGGUGCAGUGGCUGCGGCUAUCCCUACAGGAAAUGCAGUCCUGGAUAACAGAGGUCCCCGGGGUGUUCGCGAGGCCCUGGACACGUUCCGAGGCGUGGCCUCAGAGUCCCAUGUCCGAGGCGGUGGGAAGCCCCAGCGAGCGGCUGCGGGCGCUGUUGAGGACUCGCGCGAGACGCGUGGCGGAGAUGGAAGCGCAGAGUCGGGCCCUGCAGCGACGCGGCGAGGGUGAAGGAGAUGGGGGACAGGGACCAAGGACCUCCUCUGCCCUCGCCCUUUGGCUUAAGCUUGCUCGGGCCGGUUCUGACUCGGCCCGCAUUCCCUCAGAACUGAGCCGGCGCCUCCAAGUUGUGGCCUGUACGCGGGGCGGGAUGUCCCGCCUCUUUGGCCUGGAGCAGGAGAUCCGAGAACUACAAGCUGAGGCAGGGAGGACGCGGGGAGCUCUAGAGGUGUUGGGGGCCCGCAUUCAGGAGCUGCAGGCAGAGCCAGGGAACCCGCUGAGCUCCCGGCGAGAGGCAGAACUUUAUUCUUCAGUACUAAAGGCCAACCCGGGAACUCUGGCUGUCGAAAUCCGGGCCCUGCGGGAGGCCUACAUUCGAGACGGGGGCCGGGACCCCGGCGUGCUGGGCCAGAUAUGGCAGUUGCAGGUGGAGGCGUCUGCACUGGAGCUGCAGCGGUCGCAGACCCGCAGAGGAAGGGCAGGUGCCACCUCAGGGGAGCUUCCAGUAUUGGAGGCUGAAAACCGGCGCCUGGAAGCAGAAAUCUUGGCCUUGCAAAUGCAAAAGGGUCGGGCACCCUUGGGGCCCCAGGAUCUGCGACUCCUGGGGGAUGCCAGCCUACAACCAAAGGGGAGGAGAGAUCCCCCAUUCCUCCCGCCGCCAGUGGCACCACCACUGCCACCACUUCCAGGCUUCUCAGAGCCACAGCUUCCUGGAACAAUGACCAGAAACCUGGGCCUGGACCCACACUUCCUCCUGCCCACAUCGGACGUGCUGGGCCCUGCACCCUAUGAUCCUGGGGCUGGCCUGGUCAUUUUCUAUGAUUUCCUGCGGGGUCUUGAGGCUUCCUGGAUUUGGGUGCAACUAAGGACUGGCUUGGCACGUGAUGGACAGGAUACAGGAAGGACUACAGCGUUGCCCCCAGCCCUUUGCCUGCCCCCACCUCCUGCUCCCGGGCCCAUGGGCAACUGUGCCAUCCUUGCCAGCAGGCAGCCUGUGCCCAGACUACCACCGUCACCAUCAGUAUCUUUGGUCUGUGAGCUGCAGGUCUGGCAGGGGCUGGCAUGGGCUAGGGCACCACAGCCAAAGGCUUGGGUCUCACUUGGACUAUUUGACCAAGAUCAGCGGGUGCUAAGUGGCCGCUGGCGCCUCCCACUUCGGGCCCUUCCUCUGGACCCCAGCCUUAGCCUUGGGCAGUUGAAUGGGAUUCCUCAGGCAGGUCAGGCUGAGCUCUUUCUGCGGCUGGUGAAUGCAAGAGAUGCAGCUGUCCAGACACUGGCAGAGAUCAAUCCAGCAAGUGUCCAUGAGUACCAGUACCCACCUCCGGUGUCCAGCACAUCUUCACUGGAAGCCAACUUCCUCACCCCCACAGUUGGCUUUGCUGAUCCCCCACCUCGUACAGAAGAGCCCCUCAGUGGAGUCAAGAAUAGAGAUGGUUUGGGCCCUCACCACAGUUCUGACUUGCCCCCAGUGAGUUCCUGAACCCAAGUGAAUGUGGGGAUGAGCAUCUGAACAUUCACUCACAGGACUGGGGCCUAUCUCCAGACCUACAGCUUUACUACUCCAUGUUCUGACACUGGGUCUAGAAGCAACUAGCAGUUGAGUACAGGAAAUGAGUUCCAACCACAGCUUUACCACCUCCUGUAAGUCCUUAACUUUUCUGUACCUCUUCUGUUUUUGUAAAACAGAUUAAGGAUUAAAUGAGUUUGUCAGGUA